Molecule: messenger RNA, 1871 nt
Organism: Eruca vesicaria subsp. sativa (arugula)
Lineage: Eukaryota; Viridiplantae; Streptophyta; Magnoliopsida; Brassicales; Brassicaceae
Source: the annotation of a GenBank genome assembly
ACCACCAAACCAGUCUCCCCCACCUCACCCUCCCUUCACUCUCUCGUUAACCACAAAAAAUUGGAGCUUCAACGAACACAAACAGAAACAAUGGAGCCAAAAGAGAACGGGAACCAAUCUGAUCAUGUCAUCGAAGGACCCACCAAUCCCAUGGUCACACCUCUCCUCAACGAUCUCUACCAAUUCACCAUGGCUUACGCUUACUGGAAAGCUAACAAACAAAACGAACGAUCCGUCUUCGAUCUGUAUUUUCGUAAGAAUCCAUUUGGUGGUGAGUACACUGUGUUCGCUGGGUUAGAUGAGUGUAUCAAGUUCCUCGCUAAUUUCAAAUUGACCAAUCAAGAGAUCGAUUAUGUUCGUGACUCCUUGCCUGGAUCUGAGGAAGCUUUUUGUGAUUAUUUGAGAGGGCUUGAUUGUUCUGAUGUUGAAGUCUAUGCGAUUCCUGAAGGGUCUGUUGUUUUCCCUAAGGUGCCUCUCAUGAGAGUUGAAGGACCUGUUGGUGUUGUUCAAUUGUUGGAAACUCCAUUCCUCAAUCUUGUCAAUUUUGCAUCUUUGGUAGCUACUAACGCAGCAAGACACCGGUUUGUUGCCGGAAAGUCUAAGAGUCUGCUUGAGUUUGGUGCUAGGAGAGCUCAGGGACCAGAUGGCGCAAUAAGCGCAUCAAAAUAUUGCUACCUUGGAGGUUUUGAUGCAACAAGCAAUGUGGCAGCUGGAAAACUUUUUGGGAUACCUCUACGUGGAACACACUCUCAUGCUUUUGUUAGCUCAUUUAUGAGCACUGAUGAGAUUGUUGACAAAGUACUUCACAGUGCUGAUGGGGAAACCACAUGUGAGGAUUUUGUUAGUCUGGUUCAGACAUGGUUAACUAAGAUUCAGUAUUUACCUUCUCUACGUGGCUUUUUCUCUGAGACAAAUCAAAGCGAGCUAGCAGCUUUCAUCUCAUAUGCACUGGCAUUCCCCAAAGCCUUUCUUGCCCUUGUAGAUACAUACGAUGUGAUGAAGAGUGGGAUCCCUAACUUCUGUGCAGUUGCUUUGGCACUGAAUGACUUAGGAUACAAAGCAUUAGGUAUUAGACUGGACUCGGGUGACUUAGCAUAUCUAUCAACAGAGACCAGAAAAUUCUUCUGCACAGUGGAGAACGAACUAAAAGUACCCGGUUUUGGGAAGAUGGUCGUCACAGCUAGUAAUGAUCUAAAUGAAGAGACGAUCGAUGCUUUAAACAAACAAGGACAUGAAGUGGAUGCUUUUGGUAUUGGCACUUAUCUAGUUACUUGCUAUGCGCAAGCUGCCUUAGGUUGCGUUUUCAAACUUGUGGAGAUAAACAAUCAGCCUCGGAUCAAACUUUCUGAAGAUGUUACAAAGGUAUCAAUACCAUGCAAAAAGCGAAGUUACAGAUUGUAUGGAAAAGAAGGUUACCCUCUGGUGGAUAUAAUGACAGGAGAGAAUGAGCCACCUCCAAAGGUUGGUGAGCGUUUACUGUGUCGUCAUCCUUUUAAUGAAUCCAAAAGAGCAUAUGUAGUGCCACAACGUGUUGAAGAACUCCUCAAAUGUUACUGGCGUGGAAGUGCUGAUGAAGCACGAGAAGAAUUACCACCACUGAAAGACAUAAGAGACCGUUGCAUCAAACAGCUUGAAAACAUGCGAUCUGAUCAUAUGAGAAGAUUAAACCCAACUCCUUACAAGGUUAGUGUCAGCGCGAAGCUGUAUGAUUUCAUUCACUUCCUAUGGCUCAACGAGGCACCUGUUGGUGAGUUGCAGUGAUGACUAAAAAGAAGAAGAUAAUUGCAGUGGCGACCAAAAAGAAGAUAAUCUUGUUCUGGUUGGAGUAAUGUAUAUAUCAUAUACCACAUCAUUAAUACUUGCAAUAAGAG